AAAAAUUUUUAUAUUCUUCAGCACUUUUCUUUUUUUUUGAAAAUUACUAAGAUUAUCAUCAACGAACAUGAAAUUAAAACAUGAACAUACAUUAAUAAAACCUAGACGAUUCGAUGGAAGUGUUGCUGAAGGAAAACCAUCUUCUAUUCAAAUUUAUCGUAUACAAUGUAUGGCCAUUUCGGCAAAUAUGGCAAAAUUGGCUAUCUGUCAUUCCCAAACAAAUCACAUCGAACUAUGGGACUUAUCAACCAACGAAGUGAAAGAUAAGUUUGCGCUAAAAUCGGCUGAUAAACAAUCGUCUGAUCGACAUUCAUUUCAAGUAAAUGGCAUGUCAUUCGCUGCCGAUUCUGAACGCUUGGCCAUUGGACAAUCGGAUCAUGUUAUCUACAUCUAUAAAAUUGGCAAUUCAUGGGGACAAAAAAAGUCGAUUAUCAACAAAUAUUCAUUGCAAAGUGCCGUUUGUGCAUUGCAUUGGCUUGCCACCGGAAUCGUUUUUGCAUCGAUUGAUGGUCGUGUCAAAUUCAUUCAAGCUCAUACAAACAAAAUGUCAACUUUAAUCAAUGUUCCGAAUUCUAUUUGUGUAUCAAUGUGCUAUAACCAGGAUCAAAUUAUAGCCGGUUUUCUCAAUGGUCAGAUCUGGUCCAAUUCAUUGACAUCGAAUCUUCGGGAAUCUUCAGCACAAUUGUUGGCUAAUCACCCUACACCGCCGUUUGCUUUAGCAUUAACAUCAACAGGCUAUAUUUGUGCAGCUGGUUGUGAUGGCCGUAUUUUGUUUCAAGAACUUACCGGAUCUAGUUCUGCGAAUAAUUCGGCUCUUGAAAAGUCACGAAAACUUUCGUCUUCGUCCAACAAUUCAACUGCAACACCAGCCAACAGGCAAACAAUUGAUCAUGGUCAAGACAUCUCUAUGGCUGUCAGUUCACCCUCUGGAACAGUUUUAAUCUUGGCAUCCAAAGAAUCGUUGCUGAUAUUUCAGUUAGAAUCUCGGAUAUGGAAACACAAAUUCACAGUUGAUAUGAAAGGUUCAUUUUUGAUUACCGGACUUUGUUGGUCAGCUGAUGGAACGAAAUUGGUUGCUUCGACAUUGAAUCAAGCAGUCGAAUUAUACCGAUGUCAAUGGCAAUCCAAAAUGGUAGGAAAUCGAUUCGAAAUCAAUUAUGUUGGAAAUCGACAAUUGGUGAUCAGAGAUUUACAAGCAAAUCAAUCAAAAAUGUUUGUUUCACAUUUUGAUAUUCAAGAAGUGAAAAUUAUCAAGGAAAGUUUUGUUGUAAUUUGGACCACCAAUACAUUAAUUAUGGGUAGCUUGUCGAAUGAAUCUCAACGUUCAGAAAUUGAAUGGCUUGGAUUAACAACGCGUGGAGUGAAAUUUUCGUUUGACUAUGAAAAUGUUGCAUUAAUCAGUGCUGUCGGUGAAUUGUAUCUUGUCGAAUUGGGUCAAAACCAAAUUCUUGGAUCAGUUCGUACUGAUUUCAUAUCACCUCAUUUGAUAUCGGUUCGAAUGAACGAACGUAAUUCGAAAUCUAAAAUUUUCGCCUAUCUAUUAGAUGCUAAAAGCAUUGCUGUAAUCGAUUUGAUCACCGGAUUACAACUGAAUACAUGGGCUCAUUCAGAGCGUAUCGAUUGGAUUGAAUUGAAUGAAACUGGUCAUCGUAUGAUUUUUCGUGAUAAAGCAUUAAAAUUGAUCUUAUUAUUGAAUGUAGUACAUCAAGAUCAGAUAGUUCUGUUAAAUCAUGGUUGUGCUUUUGUACAAUGGGUGCCUGGAUCUGAUGUUGUUGUGGCUCAAUGUCGAGAUAAACUCUAUGUCUGGUAUGAUUAUAACAAACCAAUUAUUCAUCAAGUGAUUGGUGGAGAAUUGAAUGAAGCAUUUGAAAUCGAACGCAUCAAUGGUGUUACAAAAGUUAAAUUCUCACAACCCAAUACAGAUAUUAUAUUGAAUGAAGUUCUGUUGGAAUAUGAUACGGCUAUUGAUGAUGGAGAUCUGGAAAGGGCCCAAUCUUUCUUAGAAUCGUUAAGUGAACAGCAGAAAAAUUCUCAAUCGGUAGUCAUAACCGAUACAAAUUCAAUGUGGCUCCAGCUUGGAAAUUUAGCUUUAAAAAAUUUAAAUCUUACAGUUGCUGAACGUUCUUUUGCCGCUAUUGGUGAUUUAGCUAAAGUGAAUUUCAUUCACCAAUGUCAACUUGAUUCAUCUAUGCUUGCAUUGUUAGACGGCGAUUGGGAUCGUUUUGAAAGUGGUAAUUUUGAUAAGGUUCUUUCCAUUUAUCUAGACACAUAUAAUUGGGAUCGUGCAAUCAAAUUUGCAACAAAAUUUGGACGUCAUGAUUUAGUAGAAGAGUUGCAACAAAAAUAUUAUCAAUGGUUAUUGGAUACGGGACAACAUUCGGUUGCCGCCAUGAUUUUGCAACAGAAUGGAAAAUUAGAAGAAGCUAUUGGUUUAUAUAUGAAAGCCGGUCGUUUAGUUCAGCUCACUAAAUUGAUUGUUGAUUAUUUCAGUGCAAAUAGUGAUCAAAAUCAAAUCAUUAGUAAAGAUUUAGUAGAUAAAAUAAUCAUCGAUCUUGAACGAGCUGAAGCAUAUGAAGAAGCGGGCGAUUUAUAUCAGCUUUCCAUAAUAGAUGAUAAACAGAAUGCAUUACGAUCAUUCACGAAAGCCAAAGCGUUUUCAAAAGCUAUCAAUCUCGCACGUAUACAUUUUCCCGAUGAAGUUGUUACGCUGGAGAGUCAAUACGGUGAAUAUCUUAUGAAUGAAAUGGAUGAUCCAUCCAAUGCUGUCAAUCAUUUUAUCGAAGCCGGACGUACGGAAAAAGCAUUGGAAGCAGCCGUUGCAGCUAGGCAAUUUGAUCGUGCGGCUGAAAUUGCUUCAAUUUUAGAUCAAAUUCCGACUCAUUAUGGUAAAAAAAUUGCUGAACACUAUGUCCAACGUGAUGAAAUCGAACCGGCAUUGGAAAUGUAUCUAAAUAUGAGCUGUGUUCGUGAAGCUGUUCAACUGUUGAAUGAUCGUGGACAAUAUGCACGGGCAUUUAAAAUCGCUAAACAAUUAAUGUCGACUGAUGAAGCACGUGAAAUGUACGAGAUAAUCGCCAAAUCUUAUGAAUCAAAUGGCAAAUGGAAAGAAGCUGAACGAAUUUAUAUCGCCUGUGGUGAUGUCGAUGCAGCAAUUUCAAUGUACAAAAAUAAUCGUGAAUUUGAUUCGAUGUUAAGAUUGGUUAGACAACAUCAUCCUGGACUUUUGAAUGAAACUUGUAUCUAUUUGGCUCGAGAAUUAGAAUCGGAUCAUUUGUACAAACAAGCAGAACAAUAUUAUUUGAUGGCUAAUGAAUGGCAACAAGCAGCUCAAAUGUAUCGUAAUGUUUCUCAGUGGGAAGAUUCCUAUAGGGUUUCACGUGCAAAUGGUGGUGCAUCAGCUGCCAAACAGGUUGCAUUUCAAUGGGCACAAACGAUGCCGAUACCGCAAGAAGCAGUUAGCCUAUUAAAUAGAUUUGGCUUAUUAAAUCAGGUUGUUGAUUAUGCCUUGGAAAAUAAUGAAUUUGAAUUUGCAUUAUCAUUGAUUCGUAAUUCUUCCGAUUUAAAGCAUAAAUUGAUUGAUGUUCAACUUAAAUAUGCCGGCUGGCUUGAAAAUGAAAAUCUUUUUAAUGAAGCUGAAACAAUGUAUGUAGAAGCGGGUAAACCCAAAGAAGCGGUAAUCAUGUAUUUACAUCAUAAUAAUUUUGAUGAUGCACUUCGUGUUGCCGAACAAUAUGUUCAACAAGAAGAUGAAGUUGUUAAAGAUAUACUCACAGCCCAAGCUCGUUACCUUUUCGAACAAAUGAAACGAUAUAAUGAUUUUGAUCGAAUCGAUCGUGUUGAAACAUUGUUGCUUCGAGCUGGCCGUAUCGAAAUGGCUGUACGUUUAUUUCGCGAUUCUGGAUUAUGGGAUGAAGCUGUUCAUGUCGCUGAACAAUAUGCUCCGCAUUUAUUGGAUUCACUUCGUCGUGAUAUGAUUACAUCGACUACAGCUCAUGCGACAUCCGCUUAUCAAUCUCUUUCGCAUCAAUCAUCAAGAGUGAAUAGUCCAAGAAUGAUGAAUCAAUCGGAUUAUGGACAACAACAACAAUCAAAUGAAAUGAGUGAAUUAGAUUUAACACAAGCUUUGAAAACAGCUGAACAAAAUAAUGAUAAAGAAUCCAUUGUUCGAUAUUCAAUGCUGUUAGCAAGUCAUUUGUUAAAAGAACAUCAAGCGUACGAUUCUCUUAAAGUAUUAACCAAGCAUUCGUCAUCAACAUUUAUUUUGCCUGAUUCAAAGAAGUUAAUGUCUCGAAUAGCUGUAGUAAUAUUAUCCGAAAUGGAGAAUUUUGAUGAUUCAACUUCUAGUUCAAGUCAAAUGUACAUGUUAUUACGAAAUUCGUUUCAACAAAUAUUGGUGCAGAAUUCCUCCUUGAAUCAAAUAGAACGGGAAUUGUUUGAAAAAUACCUACUCAUAUCCCAUUAUCUAACAUUGAAAUGUUUACUUGAAGAAUUGGCCAAUACAUAUCCUCAGUCACCGGCUAUUGGCAGUAUUAGAGAAUUACAUCUUAAACUAUCGAUUUCAAUGUUACGCUAUACAGAUGUUGUACGCGCUGAUAAAGCAUUCUAUGAGGCAGGGAUAGUUUGUCGAUCAUCGAAUCGUUUGGAUAUGGCAUUUGUAUUUCUAAAUCAUUUUUUAGAUCUAUUGGACGCUAUUGAAGAACAAAAUUUUAAUGUCGAUCAUUCGGAUUUUGUCAAUACAGAUAUACCAUGUGAAGUACCUCUACCAUCAAAAAUUAUGUUCGAUGAAACAACCAUUGAAGAAAUUAAAAGUUGGGUAUUGCAAACAUCAAUGGAUACUGAAAUGUCACAAUCAUUACCAUUGGAUCCUAUGCGUGAUGGUGAAGUAUAUGAGGCAAGUUUGAUAAACGGAGAUAAUACAAGAUGUUUGCCAUGUUUGGUGACUGGAUAUCCAGUGGCUGCCAAACAUAAAAUGAUUGAAUUUGAAUCAGGUAAAUAUGUAGCAAAUAAAGAAGAUUGGAACAAAUUAUUGAUGAUCGCUAAAGUAUUGGAUGAUCAAAAAUUACGCGAACUUUUACAAUUUAUCGGUACAUUAUGUGGCAAUAUGAAUAUUGUGAAAUUCUCAUUUCAAUAAAUUUAAUUUCUAUAGAAUAAAUUUUUUCUUCUUUAGAAGAAUCUAUGAAUGGAUAUUUUUAUUUUCAAAU
This is a messenger RNA of Dermatophagoides pteronyssinus (European house dust mite), 5201 nucleotides long. RefSeq names its product intraflagellar transport protein Oseg2 (gene Oseg2). Gene Ontology annotation, biological process: intraciliary transport. Lineage: Eukaryota; Metazoa; Arthropoda; Arachnida; Sarcoptiformes; Pyroglyphidae. The record is from RefSeq and is a predicted model, not a curated record. Gene Ontology annotation, cellular component: ciliary basal body; intraciliary transport particle B; axoneme. Gene Ontology annotation, molecular function: protein binding.